AUGUCAAUAUGGAUUCAAAGUGCAUUUCAUGUGAGAGAUAUGACUCCUAAUGAUACAUAUAUUGUAUCACGAGAUAAAUUAUCACCAAAAUCUGAUGUUCAAAUAACUGUUAUGGAUAAAGAUACUGGCAUAGAACAAGCAUCAACCCGAUGGAGUAAUGGUGUACAUCAAUUUUUACAAUUGAAACAUAUGAGAAGAAUAACACCUGAAUCAUUAAAAGCUGUUUUUAUAUCAAAUAUGUCGUUUUUUAAACGAUGUAGAAAUCAUAUUAUUGGUUUAACAGGUUCAUUAGGUUCGUUCGAUGAACAAUUACUUUUAGAUAAAGUUUAUCAACUUCGAUUUUUUGAAUUACCAAGAUCGGCUGUUUUAAUUAUUUGUGAAAAUGUUAAAAAUGUUUUAAUUCUCAAAGAAUAUUUAGCAAAUACAUAUCCAAAUGCUAAAGAUUAUAAAAGUGCUUAUGAAGACUUUCAUAUCGAUCAAUUACAUCCAGGUGAUACUCUUAUCUCAACAAAUCUAGCAGAUCGAGAUACUGAUUUAGAAACAUCAAAGAAAUUAGAAGAAAAAGGCGGUUUACAUGUAAUUACAACUUAUUUACCAACAAAUAUUCGAAUUGAAAUGCAAGCAUUUGGUCGAAUAGCAAGAAAAGGAAAUCAUGGUACUGGGGAAUAUAUUAUUCAAAAUCAAUAUGAUCUUUCAAUUGAAACAUUAAAACAAUUAAGAAAUCAUCAAGAAAAACAACGAUUAGAUUCUUUUCUCAUGAAUGAUUUAUCGAAAGUAAAUAUUGAAGAAGAUUUAUUACAAGGAUUUCAUCAUGAGAAUUUAUCUUGUCUUGGUUUUAUAAAGUUAUAUCAAAAAAUAGAAAAACAAUUAUCCGAUGAUCUGAAUCUUGUCUACUAUGGUUAUCAAUACAUUCGAUUUCUAUUGAAUAGUUUAAAAAAUCGUUGGGCUUUUUGGUUAGAUUCAAUGAGUGAAUCGAUCAAUAUGAUAAAUAUGAUUGGCAAAAAGAAAAUUAUUGAAAAAUUCAAUGAAUUUCAAUUAACUAUUGAAAAUGAUCUUAAAGCGAAUCAUUUUCGAAAAUUAGUUCUUGAACCAAAUCAAACCUAUCAAUUGACAAAUUUUGAAAAUUUUCGAAAAGAUAAAAUUGAUCAAAUAAUAAAUUUUAUCUGUGAAAAUCUUCUUGAAAAACUUAAAAAUCGAAUUCUUGCACCUGCGCUUAAACAUGUGGCAAAUCAUUUUGUUAGUCGAGGUGUUGAACAUUUUCUUGGUGCAGAUCGUAUCGAACAAAUAUCAAAUACAUUUGAAUUAAUACAUGCAGCUGCAAAUCCACUGACUAAGAAAACACAGUAUGCAGAUGCUUUAACUAUUUUUCUAGCAGAUGCACUUAUCGAUAUGAAACAAAUAUAUAUGGAUCCUAAGAAUGUUUACCCAGAAAAUGGGGAUGGCAGAAGUCUACAACAAAUGUAUCAUUUGUACGGGGAUAAAGUGAAAACAUAUGUUGAUAAAAAUGGUAAAAUUUAUGUACGAAGACCGAUAUCACGAGAGUAUUAUCGAAGUAUUCGAGGUGAUAAAGCAGCAGGUCCACAUGAACAACAAAAGAUAGAUGCAAUAUUAGGAUGUGUUGUCACAAAAAAUGAAAGUAUCAAUAAUGAACAGAUAUGUACUUUGAGUCGACCAAAUGGUUCAGCAAUUACAUUCCUUAUUAGAGAUAAUGGUGAUGGCAUAAAACAUGCAGAAUUAUUAAUCGAUGGAGAAUCAAUUACUAUGGAUAACAAGAGUCAAAAUAAAAAUGAUUGUUAUUACAAUGUUGUACUAGUAGCAAAUGAAAUAUCUCAAGGUAAAUCAUUUGAAGACGCAAUGAAGAUUUUUGACAAUGAAAGUGUUGUUAAAAAUUUACGAGAAAAUGUUUCUUUAGCCAUAAAAAUGAUGAAACAUUGUUGA
Molecule: messenger RNA, 1938 nt
Organism: Didymodactylos carnosus
Lineage: Eukaryota; Metazoa; Rotifera; Eurotatoria; Philodinida; Philodinidae
Source: the annotation of a GenBank genome assembly